ACUCGCGGCGCCGGCACAGCGACAGGCGCCCCGCGCUUGCCUCCUCCCCGGCCCGGCCGCCUCCUGCAGGCAGCUGCUCUGUCCGCGCGGGGAGCUAAGCCCGGCGCUCCGCCUCGGCGCCCAUGACCAGCGACUUCCAGAAGUCCUGACGCCCCAGGGUGCAAAUCCGGCCGCGAUGAACGCGAGCGCCGCCUCGCUCAAUGACUCCCAGGUGGUGGUAGUGGCGGCCGAAGGAGCGGCGGCGGCGGCCACAGCAGCAGGGGGGCCGGACACUGGCGAAUGGGGACCCCCGGCUGCAGCGGCUCUGGGAGCCGGCGGCGGAGCUAAUGGGUCUCUGGAGCUGUCCUCGCAGCUGUCGGCUGGGCCACCGGGACUCCUGCUGCCAGCGGUGAAUCCGUGGGACGUGCUCCUGUGCGUGUCGGGGACAGUGAUCGCUGGAGAAAAUGCGCUGGUGGUGGCGCUCAUUGCGUCCACCCCGGCGCUGCGCACGCCCAUGUUCGUGCUCGUGGGCAGCCUGGCCACCGCCGACCUGUUGGCGGGCUGUGGCCUCAUCUUGCACUUUGUGUUCCAGUACGUGGUGCCCUCGGAGACUGUGAGUCUGCUCACGGUGGGCUUCCUCGUGGCCUCCUUCGCCGCCUCUGUCAGCAGCCUGCUGGCCAUUACGGUGGAUCGCUACCUGUCCCUAUAUAACGCGCUCACCUAUUACUCGCGCCGGACCCUGUUGGGCGUGCACCUCCUGCUUGCCGCCACCUGGACCGUGUCCCUAGGCCUGGGGCUGCUGCCCGUGCUGGGCUGGAACUGCCUGGCAGAGCGCGCCGCCUGCAGCGUGGUGCGCCCGCUGGCGCGCAGCCACGUGGCGCUACUCUCCGCCGCAUUCUUCAUGGUCUUCGGCAUUAUGCUGCACCUGUACGUGCGCAUCUGCCAGGUGGUCUGGCGCCACGCGCACCAGAUCGCGCUGCAGCAGCACUGCCUGGCGCCACCCCACCUCGCCGCCACCAGAAAGGGUGUGGGUACACUGGCUGUGGUGCUGGGCACUUUCGGCGCCAGCUGGCUGCCCUUCGCCAUCUAUUGCGUGGUGGGCAGCCAUGAGGACCCGGCGGUCUACACUUACGCCACCCUGCUGCCCGCCACCUACAACUCCAUGAUCAAUCCCAUCAUCUAUGCCUUCCGCAACCAGGAGAUCCAGCGCGCCCUGUGGCUCCUGCUCUGUGGCUGUUUCCAGUCCAAAGUGCCCUUUCGUUCCAGGUCCCCCAGCGAGGUCUGAAGGGCUCGCUCCGUGUCCUCUCACCAACACCACACCCCAACAAGCCAGCCUUUGGUAAGCUCGGUGCCUGCUGACGAACUCUGAGAUCCCAAUGGUGUGAGUCUGACUUUGGAAAGAAAAAGGGACUAAAGAGAAAUGCAACAAACUUACAAGGACAAAGAGGCUUGUUGGCACUUUAUAUAUACAGUGUAUACAUGUGUACAUAUAUAUACAAAUAUUUGUAUCUUCUGGAGGUGUUCAGGAUGUGGAGCUUCCUAUUCUGUGAAAAACCAAGAAAAAGAUAUGGUUGUAUACUCAAAUUGUACAUCACAUUUGUCAAACGAAGACAUUCCAAUACUGCUUAAUUAUAGCACUUUAUUUUUAGCUGCUGAACUGCCAAAACAGUGUUGCCAUUUUCAAGGGCAGGGAAAAGGGAGUAAAAGGUGUAUUUUUGUUGUAUGUGAUAGAAUAUUUUGCUGCACAUGCAUCAACAAAUUACAACAUAUUUUGUACACGAAUAAACCCAUUACAAGAAUGUAAUUUGGGGUAUGUGGCUGACUAUAGAAUUACCAUUAGAGAGCUGAAUUAUAAGUGUAUGAGUGUCUUUCUUUCCUUUCUUUCUUCCUUUCUUUUUUUUUGCUUGCUUGUUUGCUUGCUUUCUCUUGCUUUCUUUCUUUCUCUUUCGUUUGUUCGAGUUAGAGUCUCAUUCUGUCGCCCAGGCCUGAAUGCAGUGGCACAAUCAAAGCUCAGUGCAGCCUUGAACUCCUGGGCCCAAGAAAUCCUGCUUUAGCAUCCCUAGUAGCUGGGACUACAGGCAUGCCACAGCAUGCAGCUUACUUUAUUUAUUUUUUUAAGUUUUUAAAAUUUCUAUAGUUUUGAGGGUACAGGUGCCUUUUUUGGUUACAUAGAUGAGUUCUUUAGUAGUGAAUUCUGAGAUUUUAGUGCACCUGUCACCUGAGCAGUGUACACUGUAUCUGAUAUGUAAUAUUUUAUCCCUCACCUCCCUCCCAACCUCUCCCCACUGCAAGUCCCCACAGUCCAUUAUAUCACUCUGUAUGGUUUUCUGUCCUCAUAGCUUAGCUCCCACUUAUAAGGGAGAUCAUAUGGUAUUUGAUUUUUCAUUCUUGAGUUACUUCACUUAGAAUAAUGGCCUCCAGUUUCAUCCAGGUUGCUGCAAAAGACAUUAUUUCACUCCUUUUUAUGGCUGAGUAGUAUUCCAUAGUGUAUCUCUAUCUAUAUAUAUCUAUAUAGAUAUAUAUAAUCUUUUCUUUAUCCAAUCUUUGGUUGAAGGGCAUGUAGGUUGGUUCCAUAUCCUUGCAAUUACGAGUUUAUUAUGUAGUAUCAUUCUCCUGAGAAAACCUUAAUGUAAAAAAAUCAUAUGCAUUUGCACAUUGUUCAUAAACUUUCACUGAAAUACCAAAUUUAUAUCAUUGUGGUUGGGGAGGGAGGGUGCAGGAAGGGAGCAAUAUACUCAUGUGGCAGUAUUCACAGGACAACAAAAGGUUACUGGUGUUAUCUGUGCAAUUUAAUCUACUCCCUUGGUUACUGGGUUUGGAAAACAAGUAUCCGAGGAUAUCCGAAAACAUAUCUUCCUCUCAUUCCCUGUGCACUUGUGAAUCCUGAAACCACAACUUUCAGUUGUAAUUUUUCCAGUAUGGCAAGAAUUCUAAAUGUUUAAAAUUUAUGUUGACUUAAUACAUUGUUGCUGGCCAGAUCUUGUAGUAAAAUGCACAGGCUUGUAAAAUGAAUAAAUUCUUCCAAGACAGAA
Molecule: messenger RNA, 3011 nt
Organism: Symphalangus syndactylus (siamang)
Lineage: Eukaryota; Metazoa; Chordata; Mammalia; Primates; Hylobatidae
Gene: GPR6
Product: G protein-coupled receptor 6
Biological process (GO): G protein-coupled receptor signaling pathway
Cellular component (GO): membrane
Molecular function (GO): G protein-coupled receptor activity
Source: RefSeq, a predicted model, not a curated record